AUGUCGAACUUUGACCGUUUUCUGAAAGUAUAUGAUGAGAUUCAGCAAUUUGUGCUCUCAUUUAUGGAAACUAAAUACCAGAUGGACGUCAAUCGAAGACAGUACAUUAAGGAUAUGCUAGACAAUACUUGUCUUGGGGGUAAGUACAAUCGCGGGAUCUGCGUUGUGGAUGUUGCCGAAUCGGUGGCGGCAGAUCAGCACGUCGACGCGGCGACGCUAGAGCGCAUCCUGCACGACGCGUGCGUCUGUGGAUGGGCGAUUGAGCUGCUACAAGCACACUUCCUCGUUGAGGAUGAUAUCAUGGAUGGAAGCAAGGUACGCCGCGGCAAACCGUGCUGGUAUCUUUACCCCGGCGUUACGGCGCAGGUUGCGAUUAACGAUGGCCUCAUCCUCCUCUCCCUUGCAACGCAAAUCGUCUGCCAUUUACUCGCGGGGCGGCCUUUUAUGACGGAGGUUCUGCGCGUUUUACACGAAGUUGAUAUGACGACGGAUAUUGGGCAGUUUUACGACGUCACGUCGAUGGUGGAUUCAAGCAAGCUAAACGCGCACACUCCGCUCUCGAAGACGACCGAUUACUCUGAGUACACUGUGUUUAAUUAUAAAAGAAUCGUGAAAUACAAAACUGCCUACUACACCUAUUGGUUGCCACUCGUGAUGGGGCUGCUCGUGAGCAACAGCUACCAGAAAGUGGACGCCGUAAAGCUAGAGCACCUCGCGAUGGCGAUGGGGGAAUACUUUCAGGUGCAGGAUGACGUGAUGGAUUGUUUCACGCCACCGGAGAAGCUAGGAAAGGUGGGCACCGAUAUCCAAGAUGCGAAGUGCUCCUGGCUCGCCGUGAAGUUUCUUGAGGUCGCCUCCGAGGAGCAGAAACGCGUUUUCAAGGAAAACUACGGACAGCACGAUGAGAAGAAGAUCGCCACUGUGAAGCGGCUUUUUGAGGAGACGAAGUUGCUAAGUCUAUUCCAGACGUACGAGAAGGGGGUUGCGGUGGAGAUGGACAAGUUGAUCAAGGACAUCGCCAAGGGGAACGCUGCGUUUGGACGAAGUGUGCAGAUACUCUGGAAUCGAACCUACAAGCGCGUGAAAUAA
Messenger RNA from Phytomonas sp. EM1, 1089 nucleotides. NCBI's taxonomy places the organism in Eukaryota, Euglenozoa, Kinetoplastea, Trypanosomatida, Trypanosomatidae. The record is from the annotation of a GenBank genome assembly.